AUGUCUAUCGUCGAAUUUAAUAAUGUUUUUAAAACUAAUGCUGAGGCAUAUGAAUUAUUAUCUCAGCUCGAUUCAGUGAGUGAACAAACAUGUUUAAAGUGGAUUGAUAUUUGCGAUGUGAUUAGUGCUGCAUUGAACACUAAUAAUUUAAUUCACUGGCAAGAUUUGGAGAGUGCUUUUCAAAACCGUAUUAAAACAGGAAGCAUCAUUAAUCAAGGGCAUAUUGAUUUGCGAAACUUUCUACUUGAUGCUAAAAAAAUGCUUAUCGAAAAACUUCACACUACUCUAAAAACUGAAGGUAGUGUUAAGGUGAGCACAACUUUAAAAUGCAAAUUCGAAAAUUCAACAAAUAAUCAACGAGUUGAGGAGAAUAAAUCUUUCAAGACUCCAACUGUUGAUAUUUUACUCUCAAGAGCACUCGAAAAUUGGUUCAAAGAAGACGUUUACAAUACCAUUCUUCAAAAAAUUGAAGAAUUUAAUGAAAAGGACUCCGGAUGGAGUUUAAGUGAAGUUAUAAACCUGGAUGUUAAUAUCUCCCGAUUCGCUCCGAUUCAUGGUGGUUUUUCAACGUUCAUUCCAUUGCCAAAGGAUAUAAGUGAACAGGUGGUGUCUUGAACAUUCAGAAUAA
Messenger RNA from Cotesia glomerata, 628 nucleotides. RefSeq lists its product as uncharacterized. Bases 1 to 615 code for a protein of 204 amino acids. The record is from RefSeq and is a predicted model, not a curated record. Lineage: Eukaryota; Metazoa; Arthropoda; Insecta; Hymenoptera; Braconidae. The transcript is spliced from 2 exons.